Molecule: messenger RNA, 1608 nt
Organism: Triticum turgidum subsp. durum (durum wheat)
Lineage: Eukaryota; Viridiplantae; Streptophyta; Magnoliopsida; Poales; Poaceae
Source: the annotation of a GenBank genome assembly
AUGGCCACAGGAGUCGCGCCAGAGCCGGAGAAGAAGACCGUCGUCUUCCCCGGUUGGGUGAUGCUGGAUCGCUUCGGCCGCACCUACUGCCACGGCGACCUAGACGCUGCUUGUGAGGAGGCCAAUAAGAAGAAGACCGCCGUUGAAGUCGUCACGUCCACCGGCCACCACUGCUUCAUGUCAUUCACCUUCUCGGAUCAUAAAGAAGGGAUCUCUUACCUCGAUCUACACUGGCCGCUGGAAGGCUCAGCCAAAUCCGAGUCCCCCUUCAGCGUCCACGCAUAUCCCUACCUCCGGGCAACCGACAAGGACCUCGUCCUCUUCGACAUCUCCCUCCCGAGCCAGACUAGCUUCUUCGACCUGCCGCCAGAUCUGUUCGUCUACACGGCCGCCGGUCCUUCCCCCUGGGUGCAGCGGCUCCCUCUGUACAUUGAGGACAGGGAAAGGCCGUUCCUGAGGUCUAACUUCACCACGGGCAUCCUGCGACUUGCGCACCACCGCUUCAUUGUUGCCGACCUCAAUGUCUACCUGGGAAAAAAGGAGGGCUCUCACGAUUGUUCCAUGCUUGCCGAGCUCUGUGUCUUCAACUCCGAGACUGAAGAGUGGAAAGUCAUCGAGGAGGUGCCCGCCCCGCAGCCCCAGGACCAGAGCAAUGGCGGCCAGUUCCCCAUCCUUUGGUCAACCGACGAUGUGCUCGCUUGUGACGGCCGUUUCCUCUGCUGGGUCGACUACUUGAGUGGUGUGCUGCUGUCCGACUUCUCCACCAUAGACUCCCCGGUGCUCCACUUCGUUCCUUUCCCUGGAGGAAAAGAGUACAGUGAGGAGGUACUCCUCUCAAGGUGCUUUGCGGGGAGAUUCCGGAGUGUGUCCAUCAGCCAUGGCAUAAUGCGCUUCGUCCACAUUGACAAUGACUUUCACGAGAGAAUCCAUGUUGACUGGCGUCGUCGUCUCGAGAGAAGCCAAGGACACCAGCAGCCGCCCCAAAAGAUCACCAUAUGGACUUUGAACAUGAGGGGUGGUAACUCCAAGUUUGAGUGGGAGCCACACCGUGAGAUCAACCUGGAUUGUCUAUGGGCGCAAUGUGAUUACCGGGCUCUGGACAUAGGUCAGCGUCUUCCCCAAUUCCCAGUCAUCUGCGUGGAGGACCCUGAUGCCCUGUGCUGCCUGUUGAGGGAUGAGGGAACUCCUGGAAAGGCGUGGAUGGUCAUGCUUGACAUGAACUAUGCAUAUCUGCGGUCAUGUACUCCAUAUAUCAAUCAACACCCCUACGAUGCUGGGCGUGUGGAUGUGGAAACUCACCAAAACUUCUUCUCUAAUGUGCCCCAACUUCCAACCGUCUUCUCCAACUACCUUGAAAGGCCAUCAGUGAUACGACGGGAUGGCGACAAGGUUGCAUCUAAACCUUCAAAGAAGGUUAAGCUGGCAAGUACUCCUCCAGAAGUUGCAAAGAAGGCUAAGCUUGCAAUUCAUCCACCAGUGCAAUGUGAAGACCUGGAAUCUGAUGACUGGUUGGACUUUGGGCCCGUUCAAGUCAAAGACGAUGUUCGUCGAUGGUGCCAAGUCAAUAGCGCAAAAAUUGGCAUUGAUGGGAUGAAGAUGGUGUACUGA